This is a messenger RNA of Zootermopsis nevadensis, 2980 nucleotides long. The record is from RefSeq and is a predicted model, not a curated record. Lineage: Eukaryota; Metazoa; Arthropoda; Insecta; Blattodea; Termopsidae.
ACGUCACAUGUGCCAUUGACAUGAAUAAGUAGGCUUCGCGGACUCGCAGCUCGUGCAAUGUACGGCGCGCCGUCAUUAUGGGACAGAGAGCCGUGGUCGUCGAGCUGUGCUCCGUCAUCGCCAUCAUUCUGCUCAUGAGUGAAGGUGCUAUUGUAAGACGGGAUGCCUCGUGUCUCAACAUCGUGACCCGAGCAGAGUGGAGUGCCAAACCGGCCAAACAGCGAGACAACAUCACAUCACUGCCGGUUCCGUUCGUCAUUUUACACCACACGUACAUACCUAAAGACUGUAACUCGAGCGAGGAGUGCAAGGAGGCGAUGAGGAGCAUGCAACACAUGCACCAAGACCUGCGGGGCUGGUUCGAUAUAGGAUACAAUUUCUGUGUGGGUGAAACGGGGGAGGUGUACGAGGGCCGAGGAUGGGACAUUCAGGGCGCCCAUGCACCUCGAUACAACAAUCGAAGCACCGGCAUCUGUUUCAUCGGUGAUUUCAUGAACUCGCUGCCGACACCCGAAAUGAUGGAAGCAGCUAAAGAUCUGAUCAAAUGCGGGGUGAACCGAGGAUCCAUAGCAGAGGACUACAAACUUCUGGGACACCGUCAAGUUCGGAAUACACUGUGCCCUGGAGACACGUUCUACGAAAACAUCACCACAUGGCCUCAUUGGGACCCACUUCAGGACGUAGUGCCCGUCCCUAAGCAAUAACAUCUCAGUGCCUGUACCAUUUCGAAUUGUCUAAACAGCAGUGGCUCCACCACACUUUCUACAACUGACCCCCUCAUACCUAGUCAUGAUCCCUGACAGCAUUCAGAAACAAAGCCACAGACUCAAAAUACAAGGCGACAAUUAUCAUAGUUUCUCACGAGCAGGAGUCAGUAUGGCAUAUGUUCCUUUUGGAAGUGCAGGCCUACUUAUUCAGCUACAUUCGAGCCAGCCGUGCUUCAGACAGACCUAGGACUGAAACUGUAAAUCAGGGUAUUGAGAUACAAUUGCUGUCAGUGGUCUCGGUAUGUGAGAGGGGCGUCAUACACUGCAAAUCUCGGGUGGGUGAGACCCCUCGGUGAUAUACACGUAUGUAUCAAGGAGAAGAAUAUCAAUACAAUCGAAUGCCAUAGCUCCUCUUCAGGAUUUUUGGAUCUAUCCUUGAGAACUCUGACAGAAGAAGUUCAUACAAUCAUAUUUUGUUAAAAAGAACAACCUUUUGUCUUUCUUGGAUCUAAUUUUCUUCUAUUUCACGCCACUUUUGCCCAAACAACGUAUAAAACAAAAUUAAUAGUUCAACAAUAUUUCUUUCCAGUUUCUCUGCAACAGUUUCGUGUGUUUGAAGUUACCAAUAUUUAUGAUCGCCAUGACAACAGCAGAAUAUAUAAUCAGUAUUUAACUUAAUAUUAAUAUAUAUAUUGAUCACUUACAAAAGUCAGGUAGUAUUUUCAAAUGUGUGGCCAAGAUAACACAGAUCACCGUAAUGUUAAUGAAUUUAUUCGUUUGUAAAUAAGCUUGCUGCCUUUCCAGUCUUGCUUGAACGGAUAGCUCAUCUUUUUUAAUCAUCAAUAACUUUGCAUUUGCCCACAGCAUUAAUCAACUGAUCUUUGUAAUAGAGAAGUGUUUUUCUUUGAGGUACGGACUGAUUUAUUAAAUAUUAUUUAGAAGAGCUUCAGCUUGAAAGGUAUAAGAACUAUGGCGUUUCUUUGUUGGUGAAUAGAAAAUUCUAUUAGCAUUUUAGAAAAUUCUUUCAUCAAUUACAACUUUUUUAAGACCCGAAGUUUGUAUUCAGGCUCCAGAUGUUCAGUUCGUUGCUCUAUCCCAUCGAAAACGGGCAGAUUACUUAGGGGCAUCCCAAAGACAAAUAUAACAUGUAUUAAUAAAUAAUUAUUUCUAUUCUGAUAACACUGAAAGGAGAGAAACAAGCCUACUUCCAAACUGCUAGUUCCUACUAUUUUAGUCAGAAACUAAAUACCUCGCCCGGUACAACACCAGUGCUCCUUUCACAAUUUACGUAUAAUUUAAUUAUGGUUAAGUUCCUUACAUGAUAUUUUUAACAAACACGUGUUCAGAACAAGACGUAACAACAGCGUAACUGCCGAAAAUAUCACUGUAACGAUUCUCUGCAUAACAGUGAAUGAUACGCACAGCCAUCGCCCAAAAAUGGAAGAAUUAGCAUUUUAAAUAAAGCGAUACAUCCUUUACUUUCGGCGGAUCUAAAUAAGUUCGUAUAUUUAUAAAUGUAUUUUAAAUACUCUAAUAAACAUUUUCAUAAUCCCAUACGUUAAAAUAAAAUUUCAGCGAAUUCAAUGUUCCACUUGCACACAUCGAUCAGUUUUAGUGUUGAAAUGUUCAAUUAUGACGGCUGCAUUUAUUUACUGAAUGAUGGGAAAGUAAGGCCCAAGUUAUGGUUCAUGGAGCUGGGAUAUGAAAACCAAGUGCCUUGUGUUUGGUUUAUGAAUAAUGGCACAAGUUCUUUUCUGGUGAUUAGCCGACUCUUCGUGCAACUUAUUCGUAAUGAAGACAGAGACAAUAACACCAUAUCCAAAAUGUAGGUUAAUUCUGCACCGUUUCCCACAACAACUAAAACGUUCAAAGAAAUCGCAGCUACUUCCCGAUGAUCACUAUAUCCAUAAUUAACACAAGGUUAUACUAUCUUUAUGCAGAGAAAUUAAAUUGGAAGAGCUUUAUACGAAAUAUUUCCUUUAUGUAUAUCUCAAUCUGUCAUAAUUAAACCUUCAAGUCUUGCUUUAUUUGUAAUAACCUCACUGGGGAGUCUCCAAACUAGCCAAACGAAACGUUUUAUAGUGUACAAAAGUAAUGCAUCUUAAACAGUAAAAUUCAUUAGCUAUAGCUAACUUGUCAGCAGGAUGAAAAUGCACAUUUAACCACUAUGAUAUUAUGUUAGUAACUGUAUUUGUGAAAGUUAUGUAAAGACAACAUGUACUAUUACCAACAGUGGUAAGUUUUUAAAUAAAUGAGCCAGUCCAUUAAUAUUA